This is a messenger RNA of Cololabis saira (Pacific saury), 2870 nucleotides long. RefSeq lists its product as uncharacterized. The record is from RefSeq and is a predicted model, not a curated record. The transcript is spliced from 14 exons. Lineage: Eukaryota; Metazoa; Chordata; Actinopteri; Beloniformes; Belonidae. Gene Ontology annotation, biological process: homophilic cell-cell adhesion; heterophilic cell-cell adhesion. Gene Ontology annotation, cellular component: adherens junction. The coding region runs from base 45 to 2783 and encodes 912 amino acids.
AUGCGCUUGGUGCAUCCACCUCUGUGUCACUUGAUGACACCAUCAUGGGAUGCUCUUGGCUGUUGCUUUUGGGUCUCGUCCUAAAUGUUUCUCAUUGCUUGGAAAUAGAAGGUUCAGGUGCGGAGCAGACCUUCGUGAUCUCUCACAACGCCACGGCGCUCCUCGGGGAGGACGUGUACCUGAGCUGUAGAUAUCAGGGCGACAGUCAGAUCCACAGCGGCAAGUGGAAGCGCCAGACCAAUUCUAAAAGUAAACUCAAGCGCCUGGCGGGAUUUCUGAACGGGAAACCCUUCAGCAACGAUGACUUCUCAGACCCGGACUCUCCCACCAACCUCACGGUUCGGAUGAAGGUGUCCAGCGUGGAGGCAGAGGGAGAGUACAUCUGUGAAUUUGAGUCUGAGGAAGAGUAUUUCUAUGAGAGUGUUUUCGUCACUGUAUUAGCUCGGCCGGAUAUACAGGUCCAAGUGAAGGAGGAGACCAUCAGUGACACCUCGUACCAGUCUGUGUCGUGCUCUGCGGUCGGUGGGAGGCCCACAGCUCAGAUCAGCUGGUUGGUGGGCGGCCUUCCUCCCUCAGAUCCCCCCUUCACUGUGAACCUGAGUGAAACUCCUCACUCAAACGGCACCUCCUCCCUGAGCAGCGUCCUCCGCUUCCCCACCCACUUACAGGACAGCGACACGGUGACAUGUGCAGUCCAGCACCCAACCCUCCCAAACCCUGAACUCACCACAGUGAGGGUUGAAACAUACGCAAAGCCAAAUGUGACCAUUAAAGCAGAGAUGGUACAGCAAGGAGGAAAUGAUUUCUGGGUGGUCUCCUGCAUUUCAUCCGGAGGGAGACCCGGCACAGACGUCUCUCUGGCUUUGAACAUGACUGAAGAGCUGCGGAGGGAGAACGACACAAACGGAGACGCGCAGAGACUCUCGGUGCAUCUCCCUGCGACAGAGUACGAGGGUCAAAGUGUCACCUGUGUGUUUAAACAUCCCAAAUUUACACACGCGGAGUCAAGAGGCCUAACACUGCCAGCUUUUUAUCUGACUACGGGUCGGUUGCAAUCAGAAGUGGGAAACGGCAGCGAUGAAUUCUUUGAGCUGCAAGAAGGAGAGACUGAUAUUGUCAUUGACCUCGAGGUCAGAGGGAAUGUGCCACGUUACAACGCCUCCUGCAAAAAAGAUGACAAGCCUUUGCCUGACGGUGUGGAGCUGCUGGGCCGAAACUUCACAGUUCGGGGUCCUGUUGAGCAUCAGCAUGCCGGUCUGUAUCAGUGUGACUUCUCUUAUCAUCACCUUAAAGCGACGCUGAGGCUUAAUGUCACAGUCAAACCUCAGGAUCUGCGGCCUGUUCCUCCCACGAUCGGAGUUGAGCUGCGCAGCGAAGAUGGACGCGUGGUGCUGGAGUGCGCAGCGGCAGAUGCUGUUCCUGCAGCCAGUGUGACCUGGCUUCUUCCCGUGGGUCUCUCUGACGACCUUUGGUUCAGCUCCACAUCUUAUAAUGGAAGCCACUCUGUCAGGGGAGUUUUGAACCUCCCGGCCUGUUCGCCCUGGGAGCUCACUGCGCAGUGCGUGAUAAAUCACCCAGCAUUUGAGGAACCAGAGAACAGAAGCAUAACCCUCCCUCUCUGCGCUCGCCCCAACAUCACCGUCGGUGCCAGCGUGGCGUGGAGAGAUGGUCACAAGUACACAAAGCUGCAGUGCUCUGCGAUCAGCGUGGCCUCUGCUGCAACUAUAAGCUGGCACACUGAAAACAACGACACCAUCAGCCACAUGAUGGAGACUGAAGUCCAGGCCGAGGGUCUGGUACUGACCCGGAGCUCUGUGGAUUUACUGUCCUCAGCGUACGCCGGUCAGAAUCUGACCUGCCUGGUGCAGCACCCGAGUCUGGACACACCUGAAAUAAGAACGAUGAACAUUCCUGAGCAGCAACCCUUGCAGCUGAGUGUGUCUGUGGUGAGACAGCAAGACUCCUCUCUCUGGCUGGCAGCGUGUGACUUCAGUGGGGAGGGCGUUGGGGAAAACCUUACCUGGGUCCUUCCUGAAAAUGCCGGGGGAGAAACAUCCCUGCGCACAGAAUAUGUAGGACACGUAAUGAAAGUGAGACUGACUUAUGAGUUUCCUCUGGCCUCUCACGAGGGGCAGGACCUGACCUGCGUGUACCGGUCUGAAGAUGGGAUCACGGAGAGGAGGACCGUUCACAUCCCCACAUACUAUAUCUCCUCCCUGCGCAUCCUGAAUCACACGACUCCUCUGCAAAGCCGCUACGGGGAUCAGCUGGUCAUGCACAGAGUGGCCGUCCAAGAAAACCGUCACAACCAGAAAAUACUGCUCCGGGUGGAAGGCAACGUGCCGGAGUACAGCCUGGACUGCAGAAGGUGGAGCGAUGGCUCAAUUGUUCCCAUGGAUGGGGCUGCGAUGAUCCUUCAGACUGACGUCUCAGGGCAGGACAACAGACAGUACAUCUGCUCAGCUUCUUUCUACCACCACCGAGCCACGGUCAACAUCCAGGUGGAAGUCAUGAGACAGGACGAGUUCUUGAUCAUGGUGGCCAUGAUCUGCAUCUCUUCAGCUUCAGCCAUCCUCCUCAUCCUCGCCGUCGCCCUCUUCUUUUGCUGCAAGAGAAACAACAAGAAACAAUACAAGGAGCAGGAGUCUCUCUCGGCCUUGACGUCUCUGAUGUUGGACCCCGGCUCUCCUGAGGUCAAGAAGCCAGCAGCCACGGCGGGAGACAAGGAGUACGCUCAGCUGACCAGAUACUCCAUCGUCAUUGACAUCAAGAGCACAGUGUGAAGACGGAGGCGCUUUGCAGCGUUUUGUUUAAAUCAGCUUACAUUGUGCAGAAGCUAGCGAGGAAAACUUACUGCAGCUACAGCAUUG